AUGUCGAUCGUACAUUUGCAAAACGUGGAAAUCAUAAAUAGCCAUGCGCGGUUUUCAGACCCAUACAUAUUCAAGGUCACGUUUGAGUGUAUCUCGCCUCUGGAGGAUGACAUUGAGUGGAAGCUGAUAUACGUGGGCUCGGCGGAGUCGGAGAAGUACGAUCAGGAGCUGGACAGCUGCAUGGUGGGGCCUGUGCCUGUAGGUGUGAAUUCCUUCGAGUUCGAGGCUGAAGCACCGUCUCCGGAAAAGAUACCUGCCUCUGAUUUACUCGGCGUAACUGUCAUUUUACUUACGGCCUCGUACAAGGAUGCCGAGUUCAUUCGUGUAGGAUACUACGUCAACAAUGACUACGAGUCGGAGGAACUGAGAGAAAACCCACCCGAGGAUGUGCAGCUCGACAAGGUUUGUCGCGAGGUACUAGCAAGCAAGCCACGCGUCACGCGCUUUAACAUUAAUUGGGAUAAUCCCAAAGACGUGAUCGAGCCCUCUGCAUCUGAAACGCAAACGACACAGACACAAGAGGGUGAGGCCGAAACGGUGGAGACGACGCCCAAACCCAUGUAUCGCCCAGAAUCUGAGUUGUCCCAGGGCGGCAGUGCAUUUGUACCGCUGUAG
Molecule: messenger RNA, 615 nt
Organism: Malassezia restricta
Lineage: Eukaryota; Fungi; Basidiomycota; Malasseziomycetes; Malasseziales; Malasseziaceae
Product: histone chaperone ASF1
Exons: 3
Coding region: 1-615 (204 amino acids)
Biological process (GO): DNA replication-dependent chromatin assembly
Cellular component (GO): nucleus
Molecular function (GO): histone binding
Source: RefSeq, a predicted model, not a curated record